UUGGACUGGAACCCCUGCGUCCUGCCGCUCUCGCCAGCAUGGCCACCGCGCUGCUCCUUCGCCGUCUGUCUUUGGCUAUAGCUGCUCGGCCGCCCCGACGCUUUCUGGGCGCGGCGGCAACUGGGGGGCAUUUCCAGCACCUGCUGGUGGAAAAGAAGGGAGCCGGGCAGAGGGUGGCGGUGAUCCAGUUGAACCGCCCGAAGGCCCUGAACGCGCUUUGCGACGACCUCAUGAAAGAGCUGAGCGAAGCGCUGGAGGCGCUGGAGCGGGACCCAGCCGUGGGCGCCAUCGUCCUGACGGGCAGCGAGAAAGCCUUCGCCGCCGGCGCCGACAUCAAAGAGAUGCAACACCGGACUUUCCAGGAGUGCUACAGCGGCAACUUCCUCGCCCAUUGGAACCGCCUGGCCAGCGUCCGCAAGCCGGUCAUCGCCGCCGUCAAUGGCUACGCGCUGGGCGGCGGCUGCGAGCUGGCCAUGAUGUGCGACAUCAUCUACGCGGGCGAGAAGGCGCAGUUCGGGCAGCCGGAGAUCCUGCUGGGGACCAUCCCCGGCGCCGGUGGGACGCAGAGGCUGACCCGAGCGGUGGGCAAGUCUCUGGCCAUGGAGAUGGUCCUGACCGGAGAACGGAUCUCGGCCCAGGAAGCCAAGCUGGCCGGCCUGGUCAGUAAAGUCUGCCCGGUGGAUAAACUGCUGGACGAAGCCGUCGGCUGCGCGGAGAAGAUCGCCCGGCACUCCAAGCUAGUGGUGGCCAUGGCCAAAGAAGCGGUCAACGCCGCCUUCGAGCUCACCUUAGCCGAAGGCAACCGGCUGGAAAAGAGGCUCUUUCACGCCUCUUUUGCUACGGAGGACCGGAAAGAGGGGAUGGAUGCCUUUGUGGAGAAGAGAGAAGCCAAGUUUAAAGACAAUUAAUUCCUCCUGCGUGGGUAGCCUUUGGGGAGGGGUAGGAAUGCAGGUACAUUUAGAGAAGACAAUAUGCAGCUACACUUUGCCAAAAGAGGCCUUGAUUUGCAAUCCCUGGACCCUAAAUUGACAGCUGUCUCUUUGCCAGAAAGUGGUCCCGGCUCUUAAUGAUUGGCACCAUGGUGUGCAAAAAAUCAAAUUCUUUGGAAAGGUAAUUAAAAAUAAAGUUAUCCCAAUUUCCCUUAAAAGUGAUCUUUGCAGAAUGCUUGGGAUUGCAUAAAAAUGGAAGCUUUUGUGUCUACAGUAAAUGACAAAAUAAUUGAGGGAAAAGGAAUAGUUAUUACAGCAUUGGAAGAUGGAUUGAUCUAUCCAGAAUCCUAUACCUUCUGAAUUCUUUUAUCUUGGUGAUAAAUCUGAGAUUUAGCUACCGCUGUCCUAUAUAAGCUAUAGAGUAAAGUACAUCUGGUGCGAUUGCAUGUGAUUAAAAAGCCCCUAAGCUCAGUUCUAAUCAAGAAUAUGCUGGUGCAUCAAACACAGGUCAUUGGAAGCGUUUCAUAAGCUCGAGUUAAUAACAUACCAGUAAGUGACAGACUGCUGUGUCAUUGCAUUGGAAACUUGGUUAAAGCAUUCCGUCCUGGAUAGUGCUGUUCGCUUAGGUGGAUUUUCAACAUUUUGGCUUAUUUUGAGAGCGGGCAUCAGAUUUUUAUUUUUUAAUGUGUGACAGUGUUCACAGAAAAAAAAUGACAGUAAAGGUUAUCUUAUAAGCUAAUGAAAAAUGCAAAAAAAAAGUAUUCUCACCUAUUGUACUGAUUUCUUAAUUUCAAUAAACACUUAAUAAAAUGAUGUUAUUUAAAAAUAAA
Thamnophis sirtalis is the source of this 1759-nucleotide messenger RNA. It is a transcript of the gene ECHS1, whose product is annotated as enoyl-CoA hydratase, short chain 1. Gene Ontology annotation, biological process: fatty acid beta-oxidation. The record is from RefSeq and is a predicted model, not a curated record. Gene Ontology annotation, molecular function: catalytic activity. Gene Ontology annotation, cellular component: mitochondrion. Lineage: Eukaryota; Metazoa; Chordata; Lepidosauria; Squamata; Natricidae.